CACUUCCGGCCAAGUUCCACCCUUUUGAGCAUUUGUUUAUUGUUCUGCCGUCCGCCGCCAAUGUAACGAGGGCCUUACUGCAACAGCUGAGUUGGAGCUCGCUCAGACGUCUGGAGUAAGAUUCUCUCUUCAGAGAGAGCUCGGCCCCGGAACCCGCAUGUAGGAAUCGCUCAACUGCAAACAACCACCGCAUCUGAGCCUGAAGCCCUCCUAGUAUUGAUGUCCAGCUUGUCCGCCUUCAAUCGCACAUUCUUUGCCAGGCCAGUUGCCCAGAGGUAUGAAAGAAGACCUGCCACCUUCAUUCUCUUAGUCCCCCAGCACUGUCUUUCUAUUAGCUUCUCCUAAAUCUUCCAGCUCGGCAUCCUCUUUUCCUCUCUUCAGAAGCAACCUGCAUACAGCAGCGUCUCAAUCGGACAACUGCCAAAGUGUGCCAGCAGGGCACACCGUACAUCUUCCAGCUGCGCAGCGCCGGCAGAUGCUUGAGCUGACUGCCUGAUCCCUGCCAAGGGCUUUUUGAAAAGCGGCUUGCUCCGAGCGCCAACAGGGUGCAAGAGAUGUCGUCUGAUGCAGACACCACCUCCAGCGAAGGGGAGGGACAAGACGUUCAAAACGCAGAGUAUGACGAGAAGUCCUCUGAUGGCAGUGAUCAGGGAGAGUCGUUGCACGAGUUGUCAUUGACCAGGUCAGCUUGCUUGAAAAGAGGGGCCCAGGUAGCAUGCACCUGCUGAUACUCAGGUCAGGGGCUUGACAAAGUAGCUUCUGCUUCGUUCUGCACUUGUAAAUGGCAUCAGGCGUCAAUUAUCCAACACAUCAAGGACUCGGAUCUGGAUGGAUGCAUUUCUUCGUCGCAGUCCCUCAUUUGGGAAGAGGGUGAGAUGUCGGCGGGCCUGAAUGGAGACCACAACGACGGCAGCCUUGCACAACUGAGCCAAGACGUGGGGGACAUGUCGCUCUCGCCUGGCCGUUUUCAGCGCCAUGCUAAGCGGCAAAAAGUCCUCCUCAACAGCACAAGUUCUUCCAACGGUGGGACUGCUAGCUCUGAAGCCGGCCAGUCUGCGGAAGGGGGUGGUCCAGUCCUUUCACCUCUGCAGCCGUCACUGCUUACAGUGCCUCAGGUCUCUCUGAUCCCUGAUGCGCUUGCUCGUCAAACACUUCUGCGCAGCGAGUUUGAAGCAAGGCAACGGAAAAUGCGAGAAGAGUUCUCCAACCACCUUCAGGCGCCAUCUCAAGUCGCUCUGGAGGAUCACAAGCUUCCGUGCACACAGCAAGUUCAGGUUGCAAUUUCUUCUCCGGUUGUGGCACAGAUCAAGUCUCCUAUGUCUGUGGGCCUUCAGCGGGAGGAGGAUGCUUGGACAUGUCCUGCAAUGUCGACGCACCCCAAGCUUGUCGUCACUGGCAACCUGCCUAGCCAGCCUCCUGCGGACAUCUGUCUGGCUGCUGCGCAACGUCUGUUCGACUUGGGUGUAGCGUCUGUCACGCUUCACAUCAACACCGAAAUGAAGGACGGUAAAGAGAAGAAGUUCCCCCAGUUUUCCGCCGGCUGGAAGGGCUGCACUCUCGACAACUGCCUUUCAGACUUCGUCCGCCCAGGAGCACCGUGCCUCGCAAUCAUCACGGGCAGCCAGUCGGACGUUCUCGUUCUCGACAUUGACAUGAAAGACAACGGCUUGAAGGCAUUUGAGGAAAUGGUCACCGCCCAUGGUGCGCUGCCAAAAGACACUCCCAGAGAGAGGACGGGCAACGGCGGUCUGCAUCUCUUCUCCAGCCUUUCAGAGUCGAGCGCAGCGGGGUUGCUGAACUGCAACAACAGGGAAAAGAUUUCGUGUGGGGGGUGCCAAGUGGGGAUCGAUGUGCGCGGCAAUGGGGGCAUCUGCUUCAUUUCGCCCAGCAAGUACAUAGGGCGGGAUGGAGAGACAGUGAGAGCUUACCGGUGGGAGUAG
This is a messenger RNA of Klebsormidium nitens, 1940 nucleotides long. The record is from the annotation of a GenBank genome assembly. Lineage: Eukaryota; Viridiplantae; Streptophyta; Klebsormidiophyceae; Klebsormidiales; Klebsormidiaceae.